UAACAGUAACUACUUUAAAUUAUGUUUCGGACGUGAGUGGUGUAGACGAGCACGCCGACUAUGUACCAUCUCUGCGGUACUCAUUCCAAUCCUUGUUUCAUGAUCGCGUCUUGGAAAGCAAAAAAAUUUCAAUACCUAAAUAUAAACAUUCGGACAAUGCACCAUAAUUCGCGUUUUGUUUAAUAAAGUUAGUUUCGUCGAACCGGAAUUAUGCUCAAUUAUAAACAUUAUUAUGUUUACUUGAUCAUCUUCCUAACAUUUUCAAAAUAUCGAGUAUUCUCAGCCGCCGUCGUGAAUGUUUACCAAUCCGAUCAAAGGUUAAUAGACAAUCAGCUAUUCUACGAAUACAGAUACGCCGUCGAAGAUCCAAUCUCUGGCGUGAUAAGCGAAAAAUGGGAGAGCCGAUUGGGAGACUACGUGAAGGGAAGAUACAGUUUCUUACAAGCCGAUGGUUUGGUACGAACGGUACAUUACGAAUCAGAUAGUGUGUCAGGUUUUCGUGCGAUCGUGCAAACUACUAAUCCAGCUUCCAGUUACUUAACCAGUCAGAACUUAAUUUGAACGUACGAAGAUACAAUAAAUUUUAUUGUUGACUUGUUUCAUCGAGUCUUCGUCGAGAGUGUACCCUAUAAUACCUACUCUUUUCAUGCUGUAUCAGAGAAAGUAUCAAGGUUGAUAAAAUAUUUCAACUUUUAUGCAAAUUAUGAAGUUGUACACACGUGACCUAUAUCUUUCAUACGAUAUUUUUCUCCAUUUUUUUUUCAAUUACCUAUAGCUACAUUAUAUUUGUCGACAAUUUACCUCGAUACUAAAAAAUAAAUGUAAUGUAGUUCUAAUUUUAUGAAUGCCUAUAACAGCCAUGGGUAAUCAUCAGGUAACAUAAAUUAUUGAGUACUAUAUAGCGAUGACCACCUCAUUAUCAUCAUUUUUGCUUUUAUUGAUCAAAAGUAAUUUUCAACGUCCAAUUUUGGUUUUUUGGUAUCUACUUAAGUAGUUUGAUAAUGUAGCCAUUUGUAAUUUCUUCACUUACUGCCUGUUAUUUUUUUUGGAUGAAUAAUUUUAUACCUACAUUUAUAAUUUACUUAAUAAAUUGUUUUGCAAAAA
Planococcus citri (citrus mealybug) is the source of this 1104-nucleotide messenger RNA. Its product is annotated as cuticle protein 19-like. The record is from RefSeq and is a predicted model, not a curated record. Bases 211 to 561 code for a protein of 116 amino acids. Lineage: Eukaryota; Metazoa; Arthropoda; Insecta; Hemiptera; Pseudococcidae. Gene Ontology annotation, cellular component: extracellular matrix. The transcript is spliced from 4 exons.